AUGGGUUGGGCGUGGACUAGCGGCACGACUCGUGAAGAGGCCAAGGCGGCCAUCGACUCUGACGACACAAGUGAAGUGGGAAAGCACGGUUUGGAAGAAGCAGGUGUUGCAGGCAAUCCGGUGAGCCACGCUGAGCCGGGGCAUCUGCCUCACGAAGAGCUGAAGAAGCAGGAGGCCUUGGCGGCCUGCGUGGAGGAGCAUGAGGCUCUCCUGAAGUGUUUCAAAAGUGGGGGUUUCUUCACCAAUUGCACACCAUUCCAAAAGGCGUUCUGGGACUGCUACGUCUCCAAUCGGGGCGUGCGGUCCAACAAGGUGCAGCGCUGGGUGCAGAAGGCCAAGGACAAGGUCAUUGGGCCUCCGGAGUGA
Molecule: messenger RNA, 366 nt
Organism: Klebsormidium nitens
Lineage: Eukaryota; Viridiplantae; Streptophyta; Klebsormidiophyceae; Klebsormidiales; Klebsormidiaceae
Source: the annotation of a GenBank genome assembly